Messenger RNA from Prorocentrum cordatum, 5116 nucleotides. The record is from the annotation of a GenBank genome assembly. NCBI's taxonomy places the organism in Eukaryota, Dinophyceae, Prorocentrales, Prorocentraceae.
GCACAUCCAGGCGGCCAUCAUGCGUGCGUCCCGCUCCGCUCCGGUGCGGCGACCGUGGCAGGCGACAAGCCCCUCAGCGGGGGGCAAGGCCAAAGGCAAGGGCAAGGAGAAGGGCGACAAGGGCAAGGACAAGGGCGUGGCUGGCCCCGCUCCUCGCGGCACUGCUGGCGCUGCUUGGGGCUACUUCGGGGCUGGCACAGACAUGCUCAAGUCGAAGUCAGCCGAGCAGCCCGACCCCAUCGCGGUGCUCGACAAGUCGAUCGGCAUGCUGGAGUCCCUCGCAGACCCCAGCCUCGUGUCCAUCAUCGAGGCCAAGCGGGCGGAGAGGGCGGCCCUUGUCGCUCAGAAGCGGGCAGGCAAGCCUCUGCACCUGCAGCUGCAGGCGCUGGAGGGCAAGAUGGCAGCCGCGCAGCGCAAGCUCGCUCGCCAGCGUGAUGAGGUCGUGCCCGAGCUUCAGCAGCGCCUGGCGGUGGCCCAGCGCAUGCAGGAGGCGGCCAGCAAGGAGCUGGAGCAGUUGCAGGAGGAGAAGGCUCAGCUGGCCAGGCGGGUGGUCGCCGAGGAGCAGGCCCCAGCUGGGGCAGCGGGCCCUCACGGCGGCGGACCACACUGCGGGCAGGCGGUCAUCAGCCAGCUCGUGGCCAACCUGGAGAAGCUGGUGGGAGACACCGAGGGAGACGGAGACGCGGUGCCCAAGCCGCUCGUGGAGUCUCUCCAGAGUCUGCUCAAGCUGGUCAAGGAGCUCCCUCAGGCCGCGGGGGCCCCCGCUGCUGCUGCCGCCGCGCCUCCUGGGGGGCCUGAUGCAGCGGCGGCUGACGCGCCCCCAAGGGAGCCUGCUGCCGAGGCCGCGGCCGAAGGCGGCGGCGGAUCCGUGGAGGAGCAGAAGCGCAAAAGGGACGAGCUGCUGGACCGCUACCUCAGUGGGCUGCCCGAGGAAGAGCGAGCCGCCAAGCGGGCAGUGCUGGGCUCCUUCUACGACCACCUUGGCGAGGAGGAGGAGCUGCACGGGGGCGGCCUCACUUGGGGCGGCGGGGGCGCCUACGCUGGCCAGGGCAUGGGCCACUGCACCCCUGCGGCCAUGGGCAGGCAGCCACCGCCCAUCGGAGCACGACACGUCAUCGCCGCCACCUUCAACGCCAACCUCUCCUGGGCUCGCGUCGAGGAGUUCAUGGAAGAGGAAAUCGGCCAGCUCAUCAAGGAGGGCGGCAUCCCCAUCCUAGCGGUGCAGGAGCACGCGAAGCCCGCCGAGUGGUUCCACGUCACGGCGGCGGCGCAAGAGCGACGGGGCUGGCGAGUUGUGGGGGGCACCCGCCGUACGUACGGCAGAGGGCGGCAGCUCCGCGGGCGUGGCGUUGGUCACACCGCGAUGCCUGAGCCUCAGCCUGGCGCCAGGUCAAGGGCAUUGGCUGGGUGGCCUUUUUUCUCGGUGUACCUGUUCACGGGCAAGCCUGUCACCUGGGCCUUGAACGCGGCCUUGCUGGAUGCCAUCGUGCACUGGGUCUGCCAGAUGAGGAUCCCCUGGAUGGCCAUGGGUGACUUCAACAAUGAGCCGCACGCCAUUCUCAACAGCCCCUGGAACCAGGAGGUGGUAAAGCAGGGUGCGGAGGAGUUCAAGGAUCGGGUCAUUGAUUUCUUCUGGAUGGACGCGAGGCUGGCCGUGAUUUUCUGCCCAGUGAAGUCCUUCGAGAACAUGCCCUACAGGCCGCACAGGCCGACUUGGAUCCGCGCCGACAAACCCUGGCACGCGUACCAGAUCCAGGUCCUCAAGGGCCCGAAGCAGUACCCAAUCACGAGGCCACCUCCUGUCAGGCAGCCCGAGAUCCCGCAGAGUUACCCCAUGCCCGACCUGCUACACGGCUCGCAGCGGCACCUGGACCAGUGCUGGAUGGGUUUUUGCUCUGCUGCUGAGGCCGAGCUUCGAUCGCUGUUCGGAUGGACAGAGUCGGAGGCACGCAGGUAUGAGGGCCGAGGCUUGACUCCCGAGGUGGUGCAUAGACAGCUUCUUCCGAAGCAUGACAGCCCUGUGGCUGAUCGAGGCCCAGCCAAGGCCUGGCGUUGGGCCGCGGGGGAACUGGCCUGGAUUGGCCAACUCGUCUGCUGCGUCUUGCGGGGACAGUCGGUGCCCAAGGCCAAGUCGGAGGCCCUAGCGGGCCAGGCUUCCACCUCGGGAGGAGGGCCUCCUCGAUCCUACAACGAGGAGGUCGCAGGCCAACUCAGGCGAGCCUGGAGGAAGCUGUUCCAGGCGAGGCACCACUGGGGCCAGCUGGGGCUCUGGAGCGUGGGGAUACUGUCCACUCUGCGCGCCAUCGCUGACGUGGAGCCCCACAUCAUCGGUGCCCAGGCCAUCCUCGCGCUGCAGCAGUUCGCCAAGAAGCGGGCCCAGACCUGGGAGCAGCACCUCAUGCGGCAGCGCUCCAAGCGAUUCUAUGAGCGCCUGAGCGCGAAGUUCCCUGGCUCGGGGGGCUAUCUGCAUCGCAUUUGCCACUGGAAGCAGGCGUGGAAGGAGCCCAUCUCGUCGGCCAAGAAGCUGACACUGCCUGCUGACCCGCAGCUCGCGGUCACUCAGGAGGCGCAGGAGUGGGCUAGCAUUUGGCGCGCUGGGUCAGGUGACUACACCAAGUUGUGGCAGGACACCCGGGUCCAGCCACAACGGAUGGCCCACGCGCAGAUGCUGCCUGCCAUCGGCGCGGUGCAGGUGCGCACCAUAUGCCGCAGCUACAAAUGGAAGACUGGGCUUGGGCUUGACGGCUGGCAUUUUGGACACCUGGCCUGGCUCAGCGACGAGGCCUUGCAGUGCCUCGGGGACGUCCUCAUGCUGUGCGAGCGGCUCUGCUCGUGGCCUACGUCCAUACGCAUGCUCAUCCUUUUCCUGGUUGCCAAGGAGGACGGUGGCGGCAGGCCCAUCUUCCUGUUUCCCACGCCUGUGCGCAUCUGGGAGGCUGUUCGGGACCCCUCGGUUCGCCAGUGGGAGCGGGCCCACGUGAGGCCAUGCGACUGGGCAUCACCAGGGCGUAGCAGUGAGCAUGCGGUCUGGAGAGCGAUGUUGGAUGACGAGGCCUUGGAAGGUACCUGUUUCGCAUCUCUCACCGCCUUGAUGGAUUUGGAGAAGAACUAUGAAUAUGUGGCGCUCAAUUUGAUUUGGAUUCUCGGCAUGGUGCAGCAAGCACCCAUGAGCGUGUUGGCCCUUUCCCUGGAGUCGUACGCCUUCCCUCGAGCGGUACGUAAGGGCCAAGCCGUCGCCGACCUCAUCUGCACCCAUGUUGGCUUGCCCGCUGGAUCGAAGUACGCCAAUCGCUUCCUGAAGAUGGUGCUGUAUCCUAUCCUGGAUGUCGUGGCCCGCUGGCCAGGGACCAAGCUGGAGAUCACGAAGUUUGUUGACGACUUGGCGCUGCGAAUGGUGGGCAGGAGCGUACAGUUGAGGGCGAUCUUUCCCGACCUGGCCCGCGCUCUCAUCCACCUUCUGGAGUCGCUGCUUCAGCUCAAGGUCUCGAAGGGUGAGAGAGGCAAGUCUAAGUUCGUUUCCAGCGACGGCGCAUUGGCACAGGAGCUGACACAGGCCAUGGCGGACAUCGGCCUACAGCACGGUGAGAGCGAGCGCUGGCUGGGAGUUGACUACCAACCUCAGGGCCCUCGGAAGAAGGCCACCAGAUCCAGACGGGCCCAGACGGCCCGAGGCCGCUGGUGCAAGGCGGCGGCUCUCAAGCGCAGAGGGGUGAGGGUGCGCCCUGUGGUGCAGCAAGGCACCUUGGGCUGGGCGAUUGCGCCGAGGACGGACGGCGCCGAGCAGCUCAGACUUGCCCCUCUGCGGGCAUGGAUGCGCGAGGCCUGGGACCAGCCCGAGAGACGGAAGGAGAUGGCGCACGCUUGGGGCCGCCAGUGGCCCAAGGUGCAGAGGGCUCUCGCCUAUGGCCCAGCCAAGUUCGACGCCUGGAGGAUGGUGCGUGGACCAGCUGCAGCCACCAUUCUGACGGUGCACGAGCUGGGCUGGCACAUGGAGGACGCCUGGACCAUCCUCGACGGCGCCCACGACAAGUGCGACAUUCGCGAAGUCGCCCCCCUCGAGAUCCUACGUGCCGCAGAGAGGGCGAUCGCGAAGAAGAAGCUCAUGGACUGGGCGUUAGCGGGCGAGGUGCGCCAGCCGCUCCGACCCACCCCCUUCCUGCUGCCAGUCAAGCAGCUCAUGCGCUCUAAGACCACGGAGACCUGGACGAGGCACCACAUUAACAGUGCUAGGACGGUUGCGCUUGGGGGCUACCCCACGCAGACGGCGUGCUACGAGCGCGGCCAGGUCACCAGCCCGAUGUGCCCAUUGUGCGGCAAGAAGAAGGGCACUUCGAUGCACGUGUAUUUUCUUUGUGAUGCAGACGUUUGCGUCACGAUUCGGGAUGGCCUCACCGAGCCGACCCUCAAGAACAGUUUUCGGGACGUGGUGCAUUUGGGCGAGAUGGCGGCCACGAAGGAGGAGCAGGGCUGCAGAGGCGGCGACGCGCUCUUCUGGAAAUGGGCCCGCGGCCUGAUCGCAGACCCCGUCGCCGAGUACCAGGUGCCCACGCCGCCCGGCGAGUACCAGUGGGGCGAUCCCGACGGCGAGAUGAUGCUGUCGGGCUGGGUGGCCACGGACGGAUGCGUCCUGUCCCCCGAUGUGGGGGAGAUAUCCACGGGAGGCUUCGCCGCCACCACCUGGUGCGAUGAAAAGAAAAGUGAGAUCCAGUCUUUGUUCGGUGCAGUGCCUGUCGCGAGGCCCACGUCGGCCCAUUGUGAGAUUUGGGCUGUGUACCAGGCUGUGAAGCACUCUGUAGGGCUCGUAGGGCUCCUUUUGGACAGCAAGCAGGUUGCCCAGGGGCUCUUGGCUGGCAGAGAUUUUUGUGUGAACAGCGAGCAGAUAACCGCGCACCUUUGGAAGCUUGUUUGGGAUGCCCUGGAAGAUCAGGGCCUUGUCCCAGGUGAGUCCCUUCAAGUUGUCAAGAUUAAGUCUCGCAUGACCAAGAAGCUGCUGCGGGAAUGCGAGGGCCCGUUGACGAAGGGUAUUGCCGCCCAUCGGUGGCGGAGGCUCUAUCGUGACCGUAUCCUGGACGGUAAGAACCCGUACACGGGAAAGCCCGUGCGCGAGCAGGAUUGA